Limulus polyphemus (Atlantic horseshoe crab) is the source of this 612-nucleotide messenger RNA. RefSeq lists its product as uncharacterized. The transcript has 3 exons. The record is from RefSeq and is a predicted model, not a curated record. NCBI's taxonomy places the organism in Eukaryota, Metazoa, Arthropoda, Merostomata, Xiphosura, Limulidae. The coding region runs from base 151 to 519 and encodes 122 amino acids.
GUUGUUGGACAGGAAGCAGGUUCCAGGAGAUCGAAGAGUAGAUGACAUCAGUCUAAGUUUUAAAGUGGGGAGAUAAGCAUUAUUUAGGAAAUUUUCAAAGGGAGGUCGAGAUAAGCUUUGUUUAGAUAUUAACUGCCACAAAAAAUAUUCAUGGGUUUAAUUGGCCACAGGCUGAGGAGAUUCAUACGAAGUAGCUUCCGACCCAUACAACAAUCAAAAGCAAGCACUUGGGAUAGAAGACUAGGUUUACUUUACAUUUUCUUUGCAUGGAAUGCAUGUGGUGCUGUUAUAUAUUUCGCAGCUACAGGAAGAGCAGACUGGGCAAAAUAUUAUGGAGUAAAGCCCGAACAAGACCCUGAUCCCUCACCAGCCCAUUUCUUUGCUAGAAAGUUAGGAGUUGAAAAGUCCAAGAUAAUCAAUGUUAAAGGUUUUGAUUACCAUUCUGCUGAGUUAACCAAACAAGAACUAGAAAAAAUUGCACAAGACAGAUCUUCGAAAGAAAAAUCAACAGAAAUGUAACAUUUAGUUUAAUUUCUGUCGUUAGUUUCAGAUGUGUAUGAAAUUAUGUACAGUUGUAGCCAAUUAAAGAUUGCAAAAGUAAUAUGAGCUAAA